UUGGAGCAACUCCCCAAAAUCUGGGAUUCCCCAGAGUGAUUCACACCAGAUUCCGAUCUCAUUACCGAACUGGCUACGCAUAAUUCAGCAAAACAGAAAGUUUACACGCUGUCUUCAGCGGUCCAAAAUCUACGAUAGGCGAUAUCACGACUGCCAGCGGAAGUGUGCAUGUUUAGGGCGAUUGAAAAAAAAACCAGUGACGUUUAACUACGUCCAAGCAAAACAGAAACCGGAUUUUGAGGCGCGCACCUGGUACCCGGCGCUGGUUCCCGAGAGAAAACGCCCGUCACGGGUGUACCCGGGAGCCCAGGCUAUGGUGGCGCUGUCUAUGAAGUCAUUGAAGCGGAUCUCCGUACACGAACGGGCCUGUACUCUCAACGCUGGAAAAUUACUGAACAAGUUAAUUAUCAUAAUUCACACGGAAGCACAGCCAGUAUGAAUUGCUCAAACAUUACUUUGGAACUUAUUUUUAAAUAUCUCUGUGGGACUUUUGUUUUGAGGUGUAUAUAAGCCCUUAAAGAUUCCACCAUGGAACAUUGUCAGUUUAAACUCGAAGCCAGUUGCUCAGUUGAUUCAGAGCUUUUGAAGUCUGAAGCUUUUGGAGUUCCAGUUUCAACAUUCGUAACUCACACCACCAACCCUUUCACCGAUCAGCUGCGAAACUCCUGAUGGAUACACAGGUAAUCAAGUGCUUCUUUGGACUUUUCCUGACACUCGUCUUGCAUGCCAGCCGGGUGCAGGCCAAGAGCAUCCCUGGUUUGAGCGGGACCUGUAUGUCGCCCAUUUCCAUGGCAUAUCUAUACCCGUCAACCAACACGCUGGCCCUGCACCCCAUGCAGGAACCGCCAUACCAGGACGACUCCAACCCCCCUCAGGCAACCUGCCCGGCCACUGUGGAUGUCAACGAUCCCCUCUCCAGGCGCUCCACCUGCCCCUUCGAGUACAUCACCAACUUCGAGCGGGAGCGCAUCCCAGCAGCUAUCCAGGAGGCCCGCUGCCUGUGCGACGGUUGCUUGGACCCGUAUACUGGUGAGCAAUCCCCGGACCUGACCUGCCAGCCGAUCAGGUACUCCAUGCAGGUUCUGCGCAAGAGCACAACAAGUCCCAUCAACGGAUUCGAGAUGUACUCCCUGUCUCAGGAGGAGAUCACCGUGGGUUGUGCAUGCUCUCGACUCGUUUAAAUAAGAUUGCUAAGUUCGUCGCUCUGGAAGUCUUUCUGGUCCUGCAAUGUGUAAUGAUAUGUUUCAUACGGUCAAGAAUCCGUGGCUAAUUUAUAUUUAGACAUUUAGAUAUUUAUAAAACUAUUACUGUCUGUGAGCUUGAAUUAAAUUAUUGUAUUUAUAUUAUUUAUUUAAAUUAAAUCUCUGCAGCAAAAGAAAAACAGCAGCUUAAGAAAAAAUGGAGACGAAGGAACGAAGAAGUGCGGAUUUCAGAGUAUUAUCCACGUUUAUAGUGUAAUAUAAGUUAUACUGUGUGUUUACUCCCUCUGAGAAUGGGCUUGGCAGGGAAAACAGGGGGCAAUGAUUACUCAUCCUUAAAAAAUGAAGGAAGACGUGAUGAAACAAACUGAAAAGAAAGGAAAGGUGGCGAAAAUUUCCACAUUUCUCGAAAAUACCUGGGAAUUGACCCUCCAUCCUCUGUUGUUGGUUUAUCAAUUUGAAGAUGAUGAGUAAUUUGCCCCCCCCCCGCUCUUCGAAAGAGCUUAAGCCUCUUCCGGGCAACUCCCCCUGCCUACAAGCACAUAUUUUAAUGUGCUUCAUUUUCGACUUAAAACCAACAGCAUGUGCUGAUUCAGUGAAGUAGUUCCGUUAUAUGGAACGCAAAAAUGAAAUGACUUGUGAAAGUUUUUGCUAGUAUUUUUCCAGAGGUAUUUAUUGUGACAUGCAAAACAGUUGAUUGGUCCUUAAAUUAUAUUUAUGCUAUUUAUAGAAAAGUAUAUGGGAUGCAUGUACAUGUAAUGCCAUAGUAUAUUUAUUAUAAUAUUCUAAAUAUUUGACCUGAUAUUUAUAAGCCUUUAUUGUUUGCGUACAUCGCUGAGCGUGAGCUGUUAAUAAUAGAGGGGCGGGAGAUGGGGUACUUCUCCGUUUUGGCCAAAUUAACAGUAAUUGACACUUACAUUUUGUGCGUGAAUCUGGAGCGUGGCAUGGAUAUGAUUUAUAUGUGCAGUUUUUACACGGUAGGGGUAUAAUCUUGGCAACACUGUUCACCACAGUUUGUGACGUGUUUUAGUCAUUUUGCAUAUUAUUUUGUAAGGUAUUUAAACUUUCAAUUCUAAUAUCUUGAACUGGUACAAGAAUUAUACAAAAACAAUAACAUUUUGAAAUGAACAUUCCCUUCGGGAACAGAUGUGAGUUUAUAAUUUGAUCAAGUGGUCAAGAAUCAAAAUUGUAUGAAUUAAAACUUAUCAUUGCACCAUAAUAUUUUAUAAAAAAUCUAUUUAAAAAAACAGUAGUUUUUAUUUUAAUUGUGCUAGAAAUAUCUUUAUAUUUGAAAUGCAUUCUAGGUUCAUUUCAUAUAUUAUUGUUCUUUCGUAUAUAUUGUAUUCAUUUACUCAGAUUACCAAAGAAGUAUGGUGGACAAAAUAAGCAGUCUGAAGUGCAGGGUAUGUAGGAGUACCCAGACUUAUGUUUAUUCUGUACCGUAAACGGCAUGUGUAAACCUGCUGCGCGGGUUUAUUUAAAUCAAAUGCCAACAUCGAUAGUUGUAAAGACGCAAUAUUUCUAAAGCACAAAUUUGACGCCGAUUGCAAAGUAAUCCAGAAUAUUGUUUAUGCUGAGCAUACAGUCAUAGAUUGACGUAGAAAAAUGAACAUUGUCAAAUUGUCACUUCACAUGAGGAGCUGUAGCCCAUACUCCAGUACAGUUGAACUGUUUUUGACGACGGCUCUUAUGGCUCUGAUACUACGAACAAGUGUCUCCUUAUUGAUACCCAGAGUUCUAUGCAAUAAAUUGAAGGUAUGCGGAUCUUUCUGUCAAA
Acanthaster planci (crown-of-thorns starfish) is the source of this 2976-nucleotide messenger RNA. RefSeq names its product interleukin-17D-like. Gene Ontology annotation, molecular function: cytokine activity. NCBI's taxonomy places the organism in Eukaryota, Metazoa, Echinodermata, Asteroidea, Valvatida, Acanthasteridae. The record is from RefSeq and is a predicted model, not a curated record. Gene Ontology annotation, cellular component: extracellular region.